This is a messenger RNA of Symbiodinium necroappetens, 2250 nucleotides long. Lineage: Eukaryota; Dinophyceae; Suessiales; Symbiodiniaceae. The record is from the annotation of a GenBank genome assembly.
AUGCACCACGAGGAGCCCGACGAAAUCCUGAUCACUCCCCCGGCCCAGCUUUGGAGCCCUGCCCUCGAGGCAAGCUUGGCCACCGAUGCGCGAGGAUGGGCUCGACUUUGCAGCCACCGCCAACGUGACCAUGACGAGAUCCUGGUGUUCUGUGCCCUGAUCUACGAGGUUCAGCGCCGGGGAAAGAGGCAUGCUCACCUGGAACAUCCCUGGACGAGCCGUGCCUGGAAGACCAAAGCCCUUUCCAGACUUCCAGGCCAUGCCACCUACGUCGACCAGUGCAUGUAUGGCCUGACCUCCAAGGACGCAGCUGGCAGAGUGUACCCCGUGAAGAAGCCAACAUGCUACAUGACCACCAAGAGGAGCCUGUGCGAGCAAGCGGGGUGCAAGUGCCAAGGGGAACACCAACACGGACCAGAGCCACCCGACGACAGGCACCUCAGCGACGACCCCACGACCCAACUCGCCAACACGCUCGCCGAGCUCAUCGUCAGGGACGGCCCCGCAGACUACGUGCUCCCCGUGGACGAGGCCGACCAGGACGUGGAGAUGGCUGCUGCAGACGACAAGGACGACCAGGACAAGACCGAAGAGAUCAAGGUCAACGAGGAGCUGAAGCAGCAGGUGGGACGUCAAGCCUACAGCUACGUGGCUCGCCUCCACAAGAACUUGGGACACCCGUCGCCAAACGUGCUGGCCCGGAUGCUAGAGGAGGUCCAGGACACCGAGAAUGUGAUCACCUGCGCCAAGCACUACCUCUGCGCUGGUUGUCUCAAGAGAAAGAAGCCAGCAGGAGUCCCUCCUGCAAGCGGACUCAACGCACGUGAGUUCAACGAGAGACUCAUGCUCGACUCUGCCUGGAUUGACACCAGUGAUGGAAGGAUGUGUGUGCUGACAAUCAUGUGUCAGGCCACUCGGUUCGUGACCAUCCGAGUGCUGGGCAGCGAGCAGAGCAAGGAGCUUCUGAAAGGGCUGGAAAGGGCCUGGAUCAAGCACUUUGGAGUUCCCAAGAUCAUCCGCAUCGACGAGGCCAAGGGAUGGAGUGCCACGCUCAUUCGCGAAUGGUGCUCUGACCAUGGAGUUGAACUGGAGAUUGCCCCGGGUGCAGUGGAGCGCCGACACCAGGUUGUUCGAAGAAGCCUAGAGCGGUACAUGGACGACCGCCAAGACCGCUCCAAGCAUGGUUUGCGAGAGGCUGCCAUCUUCGUGCCGGGCCAGAUCAACCUCUUGAGCUCUGUGCGGGGCUUCUCCCCAGCACAGUGGGUGCUUGGCAAAACUCCCGCGAACAGCUUCAGCCUGACUGGCGAGAUCUUCAACCCUGCGGCCCCGGACGAUGACGAUGAUGUCGGUGCCUUUGCCAGCAACCAGAAGCGCCGCACGGCUGCGCAAGUUGCCUUCCUCAAGGCCGACACUGACCUUCGCCUUCGGAGGGCAAUGAACCGGAACUACCGCGAGACCGACCAGGCCGUGCCAAGGGUGGGACAGAAGGUCUUCUUCUGGAGGAUACAAGGAGCUGGCAUUCUUCAGAAGAACCGCUGGCGAGGGCCAGCCCGCGUCGUGGCGAUUGAGACCGACGACCACGGAACAGAAUGGGUCAUCUGGCUGACCCAUGGGACCUCACUGCUGCGCUGCGCACCCCACCAGGUGCGGCCCGUCAUAGCGGAGACUGGCUACAAUGUUGCGGCGGAUCCGGCCGCAGCUCUUGAGGUGCUACAGGAGCUCAAGGCGCGCAGCACGACGCAGUUCAAGGACAUCACUGUCAACGAACCGCUUCUGGAGGACAACCUCGGUCUCCUCUCCGAUGGUAUUCCCUCGGAGUUUGCGCCUACGGACCACCCCAGCGACGCUGACAGCGAACCUGUGGAACCGCCUCCUCCCGUGCCUGGUGUGGUUGAGCUUGCGUUUCAGGACGUGCUUUCUCGACAGCGCCCGCCCACCCGCCGCAUAAGCACUGUCGAGCCGGCUGGUGCUGCUGCCAGCGCACGAGACACACCCCUUCCGGACCAAGACGAUGACGACGACGAUCUCUUUGUCGAUGCCUAUGUGGUGGAUACCUUCGACAACAACCUCCCUGAAGGAUGGACUGUCAUCGAAGGCGAGCUCGGCAUCGAUGAGGCAUGGCUGGCUCGUGUGGAGGCCAAGGAGAAGAGCAUGACAGUGCAGCAGCGAGCUCAGAUGAUGGAGGCAAAACGGGCUGAGCUGGAAUCGUACUUCAAGAACCAAGUCUGGCAGUUUGCCGAGGAUGGCGAG